This is a messenger RNA of Microplitis mediator, 614 nucleotides long. RefSeq lists its product as uncharacterized. The transcript is spliced from 5 exons. Lineage: Eukaryota; Metazoa; Arthropoda; Insecta; Hymenoptera; Braconidae. The coding region runs from base 177 to 614 and encodes 145 amino acids. The record is from RefSeq and is a predicted model, not a curated record.
UUUAUACACCUCGGCCAGUCCAAAUUGAUGUCAUACAAUAGAUAAAUCAACUCGGAUUGUAAAUUAUAAAGUGUUGUGUACAAAUCAAAAAUAUAAAAAAACAAAUAAAAUACGAGAGAAUAAAUUAAUAAUAACAGCAAUAAAAUAAAAUAUAAAAAAAUAAUAAAAAUUGUUAAAUGGAGACUGCGAAAAUGCGUUGGUAUUAUCGUUCUUCAAGUUAUAGCUCACUUAUAUGGAAGUACAUGAUUUUAGAUAACGAGUUACGUUCUCUGUUUCAUGUUGGUCAUGAUUGCGGAUUUAUUACAAUUAUAACUGUUAUUUUAACGAUUGUUAUUUUUAUAUAUGCAAUUAUGAGUACAAAAGUCUUCAAGUCAAACAAGACACUGUGUCAAGUAUUGCAGAACGAGGCGGCCGAGAAACUACCAAGGAAGCGGAGUAUUUUGAAUGUGAGACCGGCAUACAAUUGUAUUCACAAACACCUGCAGCAAACUGAUGUCUUUCAAGACAAAGCAAAACGUACGGUGAGUAAAUUUAUAAUUUAUUUUUUUAAAAAUAAAUUGGAGAAAACCCGACAAAAUAGAGUACUUACUUCUGAAAUAAUAAUUCAGAUCUAA